UCCAGAAUCCCACCUAACCCCUCCUUCCCAAACCCCCCCCCGCCUCCAUCCUCAUAUUCUCUCCCAACUCCUCUCGUUUCCUGCUCUCCUAUUCAUCUUGAGACUUUUAUCGAACACCUGGCCGUCGUCAUUCUCUAUCGAAAUCCUAGCUUGCUAGCGGCCAUGGCGAAGUUCGGCGAAGGCGAUAAGCGGUGGAUUGUGGAGGACCGGCCGGACGGCACCAACGUUCACAACUGGCACUGGGUGGAGCGGGAUUGCUUCGAGUGGUCGCGAUCCUUCCUCACCUCGCUCCUCUCCAACCUCACCAUCCUCGACGGCGAGGGCGACCUCGCCAUCCGCACCAAGACUGUCGACCGCUUCGACGGCGAGGCGUACGUCAACGUCCGCAAGGGCAAGAUCAUCCCUGGCUACGAGCUUUCCCUCACCCUCUCCUGGGAGGGCGAGGCCCACAACUCUGCCAGCGACCCGCCGCUCCUCAAGGUCUCCGGCUCCCUCGAGGUCCCCUACCUCGCCGACGAGAACGCCGGGGAGGACCCCGAAGUCAAGAUUACCGUCCGCGACGACGACGGCCCCGUCGGCCGACGGAUCAAGGACGCCUUCAUCGCCAAGGGCAAGUCGCUGGUGCUCGAGAAGAUUCGGGCUUACGUUCAAGCAAUGGCGAAGGGCGGGCCCGUGAAGGACGAGCUCGAGGUCAAGAAGGCGCCGUCAGCCGCCGGAAAGGCCCCGGCGGCUCCUGCGUCAGGGAAUGCUGCGCCGGCGGCGGCGGCGGCGGAAGCAAAGAAGGAGAAGAAGGUGAAGGAGGGCUUCAAGACGAUAACUUUGACGGAGAAGUUUAAUUGUAGGGCGUGCGAUCUGUAUGAGAUCUUGAUGGACGAGAACCGGUGGAAGGGAUUCACUCAGAGCAAUGCAAGGAUCAGCAAGGAGGUCGGAGGACAGUUCAGUCUCUUCGAUGGCUCGGUCACCGGAGUGAGCGAGGAAUUGCAGGAAGGGAAGCUUAUUGUUCAGAAGUGGAGGUCUGGGAGCUGGGCUGAAGGGAUCCAUUCGACGUUGCGGCUGAUAUUUGAUGAGCCGGAGCAAGGAGUCACCGUCAUAAAACUGACGCAGACUGACGUCCCAGAGGAGGACAAGUAUGGGAAUGCUACAGUGGUGGAGAACAUGGAGAGGGGAUGGAGAGAGCUUAUCUUUAACAAGAUAAGAGGACUCUUUGGUUUUGGAAUCUGAUCAUUGUGGCAAGACUUUUGUUUUCCUUCUCUAGAAGUCACAGAUCAUCUGAGUCUAUUUAUGCAGUAUGAUGUUUUGAUAGUAGGAAAUCCUUGAACUUUAAAUAUAGUGUCCUUAUUGUUCAGCUUGCAAAUGCUGCUGGAAACUUCUAGGAUGUGUUUGAUUGAUUCAUCAUAACUUCCAUUUUCUUUCUGAUAGUGUUUCUGAUUUAAUCUAUGGGGAGUUACAAUUCGUAAUUCUCACAAAGUGGGAAAGAAUGCUGGUUACUUGUUAUGGACUUGGUUGCCUUUCUGAAUUAAUGUAUGUUAUGGAUUCGUGUA
Messenger RNA from Elaeis guineensis (African oil palm), 1541 nucleotides. RefSeq lists its product as uncharacterized. Gene Ontology annotation, biological process: positive regulation of ATP-dependent activity; protein folding. The record is from RefSeq and is a predicted model, not a curated record. Gene Ontology annotation, molecular function: ATPase activator activity; protein-folding chaperone binding. NCBI's taxonomy places the organism in Eukaryota, Viridiplantae, Streptophyta, Magnoliopsida, Arecales, Arecaceae. Gene Ontology annotation, cellular component: cytosol.